Messenger RNA from Silurus meridionalis, 1041 nucleotides. RefSeq names its product membrane-spanning 4-domains subfamily A member 4A-like. The transcript is spliced from 7 exons. Gene Ontology annotation, cellular component: membrane. The coding region runs from base 100 to 843 and encodes 247 amino acids. Lineage: Eukaryota; Metazoa; Chordata; Actinopteri; Siluriformes; Siluridae. The record is from RefSeq and is a predicted model, not a curated record.
CAGAAGGCCACAUACGUGUGAUCAUCUCCAUCGCAUGAAACCAGCAAGCUAUUUCUUAAGUUCAGAAAAAACAUCCAGAAGAAGCAUUUCAUUCUCAUCAUGACCUCUGUUACUGCACCAACUGAUUCCCGACUCUCCCAAUUCGAGGUUUAUCUGAAAGGCGAGCCAAAAGCUCUGGGGAUUGUGCAGAUCGUGAUCGGAAUCAUGAUUCUCUUGUUUGGAUUUGUUUUAAUUGGAGUUACUAUUUCACCAACAAUUGUCAGUGGUAUUGCUCUGUGGGGACCAAUAAUCUAUAUAAGUUCUGGUUCUCUGUCAGUUGCUGCAGCAAACCACAAGAAUCCCUGUGCGAUGAAGGCAUCAUUGGUAAUGAAUGUGAUCAGCGCCGUGGCUGCAGGACUCACCCUCAUUCUCUUCGCAGUGGACAUGCUGGUGUUUGAUGACGUGUUAAUGCGAUGGUGUUACAAUUACAAUUACUACAGAUGUUAUUCUUCUAUGCUCAUCAUGUGGCAUGGAAUCUAUGGAGUUCUGUUUGUUUUCACGUUGCUUCUGUUCAUCAUUUCCAUUUGCACUUCUGUGUUCGCCUGUAAAGCCUCCUGCUGCUUUUCACCUACACCGGUGUAUUUACAGCCCCUGAAUCUACAGCCAGUAAAUCUACAGCUGGUGAAUCAACAGCCAAUGUAUUCACAGGCAAUGACUCAACAGCUGAUGUAUUCACAUGCAAUGAAUCCACAACCACUUAAUCAACAGCUAAUGAAUCCAUCAUCUCUGAGUCCACCACCAAUGUACAACUCUGAGUUCUACAAUCCAGAGGUUCCACAGAAAUCACCUGCAGCAGAAUUUUAAACCGUAGUUCAGCUAUUUCCUAAAAUCAUGGCGUACCCCUGCUUCCUGUAAUGUACAGCUUCAUGUUUCUCUACCAAAUGUCUUGACCUCUGUAUGAAUUUGUUGCAUCAUGAGGAAAUCAUCAUCUUGCAGAUGUUCUACUCUGUUAUCUUCUCUGAUCAUUCUUUGGCAAACCAUUACGUUAAAAAUAAAUAAAUA